Molecule: messenger RNA, 3060 nt
Organism: Mesocricetus auratus (golden hamster)
Lineage: Eukaryota; Metazoa; Chordata; Mammalia; Rodentia; Cricetidae
Gene: Tagap
Product: T cell activation RhoGTPase activating protein
Exons: 10
Coding region: 215-2338 (707 amino acids)
Biological process (GO): signal transduction; regulation of Rho protein signal transduction
Molecular function (GO): GTPase activator activity
Source: RefSeq, a predicted model, not a curated record
UGCCCGCCCCCCCACAUAUAACACCCAGCACAUGAGGUUGAGGGCUCCAGUGUCGUGUCUCUGUGGGUGGACUCCUAGGGUCAGAGUACCAUGCUGUGUCUCCUGUGUUCCGUAGCUCACUGGGGGUAAAAGAACACUGGCUGAAGACCCUCCCGGGACAGAAUCAAAGCCUCACACUGGUGUUAUCCCCCUUGGGCUGUCAGCCCCAACUCCAAUGAAGCUGAUAAGCAGUCUCCAUUCAAAAACACUUAAUGCCGGCAACAUGGAGACAUUAAUUGAAUGUCAGUCAGAGGGUGAUAUCAAGGCUCUUCCGCUGCUGACAUCAUGUGAGAGUGAAGACAGCAUUUGCCAGCUAAUUGAAGUUAAGAAGAGAAAGAAAGUACUGUCCUGGCCCUCUCUCAUGAGAAAGCUCUCCCCUUCAUCUGACUUCUCUGGAUCGUUGGAACCAGAGCUCAAAGUGUCACUGUUUGAUCAACCCUUGUCAAUCAUUUGUGGGGAAAAUGACACACUCCCCAGACCCAUCCAGGACAUCCUCACCAUUCUCUGCCUUAAAGGCCCCUCAACUGAAGGAAUAUUCAGGAAAGCUGCCAGUGAGAAAGCCCGCAAGGAGCUGAAGGAGGAACUUAACUGUGGGAGCCCGGUGAAUCUGAACCAGCUCCCGGUGCAUCUCCUGGCUGUGGUCUUCAAGGACUUCCUCCGAGGAAUCCCUCUGAAACUGCUGUCCUGUGACCUCUUUGAGGAAUGGAUGGACGCCCUGAAGAAGCCAAGCGAGGAGGACAGGAUCGAGGCCCUAAAGCAGGUUGCAGACCGCCUCCCCAGGCCCAACCUUCUGCUGCUGAGACACCUGGUCUAUGUGCUCCACCUCAUCAGCAAGAAUGCCGAGGUCAGCAAGAUGGACUCCAGCAACCUAGCCAUCUGCAUCGGGCCCAACAUGCUCACUCUGAAGAAUGACCAGAGCCUGUCCUUCCAAGUCCAGAAGGACCUGAACAGUAAGGUUAAGACAUUGGUGGAAUUCCUCAUUGACAACUGCUUUGAAAUAUUUGGGGAGAACAUUCCCACACAUUCCCGCAUCACUUCUGACGACUCCCUGGAACACACUGACAGUUCAGAUGUGUCCACUCUGCAGAACGACUCCGCGUAUGACAGCAAUGACCCGGAUGUGGAGCCCCCAGGCGCCAUCACUUCUCCCAGCAGGCAGCUGGAGGAGCCCACUGCCACAGUGGCUGACCCGGAUAACCGGGGCUCGGAGGACUCCUGUGAGUCAAACUCGGAACUCGCUGUUAGCUUGGUAGCCAGGUUGAAAAGCUCCAUUGGCCAGCCAGACAGGCGGUUCUCUGAACCCAACACGUCACCCUCACAAGAGUGCCGUACGGCCCAAACGACGAAACAAAAGCUAACCAGGAGCGAGGAUAGCUUCGCCAUGCCCCGGGAAGCCUGUUUUGAGGGUGACGGGGCUGAAGACCCGUUUUCAGAGGAAGUCUUCCCAGCAGUUGAAGACAAGCCCCAGAGACCGGCGGAUUUAAAGAUAAAGAACUUGACCCAAGGUUUAGCAUCGCCACAGGGAUGGGUACCCAAAGCUUUGUCCAGAGUCUCCCCAGGUAAAUCUUUGGACAGCUCACCCAUACCUUCUCCUUCCUGUCCCAAAAGAAGCUUCUUCACCAGACACCAGAGUUUCACCACAAAGACAGACAAGAUCAAACCCCAGAGAGAAAUUAGAAAGCACUCCAUGUCGUUUUCCUUUACCUCUCACAAAAAAGUGCUGCCCCGAACCUCCAGCACUGGGUCUGAGAAAUCCACAGACUUUUCUAGAGACCAGAUCAAGAAGGGUUUGAGGAAAGACAGCCAGCUUGCUGGCAGGAUCAUCCAGGAAAAUGAGUCAGAAAGCCAAAGCUACAGCUUGUCUGGAACCUGGGCCCUCUCGGUUGACAAUGUGUUCCAGCUAAUUGAUGUGAGGAAGCCAGGAAGCCCACCAUCCUACGCAGAGGCCAUUCAUUACCAGACAUCUGGACUCACAGCCUACAGUGGCCAGACGGUUAGCAGUAUGAGAGCAAGAAUGCUCAAAUGGAACACGGCUCUGCCUCCUCUGCCUUCUCGCCUUGGAGGUGACCACUGUGAAGGGACACCCGGUGGACACACACCGUCUCCCAUGACUGAGCGCUGGGAACAGAGUCAGACUGCCAGCCUCUCUGUGGAAACGCAGGGGAGAUCUGAGCUGCACCGAUUGAGAACGGUGUCUGAAACCAUGCAGAAGGCUACGUUAGACUGUCUCAGGAGACAGCACAGACGCAUGGUCUUUGAGGUCGGCCAACUCCAGUGUGCUAAAGAAUCCUACAUUUAGGGAAGGAGACCUUGUACCAUGGCUUACUUAUGUGAAUAUAUGACCGGACAGAGAGCUGCCUGUUGAAUCUACUUUCCAAAGAGUCAUGAAUAAGCUCAUUGAGUGUUGUGUAGAGCUCUCCUCUGUGAGGAUGGCUUACACAGCGACACACCACAUUGUGUGUGUGUCUGGGUUUGUGCAAUAUGUAGUAAAUGUAUAAAAUGUACUGUAGAAAGGUGUUAGAUGAAAAGGGUGUCUACAUGCAUCCUUGCAUGCAUGCAUCUGUGUAUUUCUAUAUAUUGCUGUUUUUUGUUCCCAGGUGCAUGGUUCUAUUGAUUAGAAAAAAAAUUCUUAACUUUUCUUAGUUACCUCAAAUAUCUUGCCAAUGGUCACAUUUUCCAAGAGCUGUGUGUAGGUGGAAAUGUCUGAACCUCCGAUAUGUUUGUUCUCCUAAACUGGCUUGUGACUACUAACGAGCAUCGUAGAAGAGAGUAGACUGACAGGCACUGUGUUCCGAGUGUGAGCAGCCAGGAGAAGGUCUUUCUGUCAUCGAAUGGAAAGUGGGUGGAGUGGCGGAAAUGCGUUAUGUCACUAUUAACUCAGGCAGAGCACUUUGAACCUCUGGGUUGGGUGGUGUCUUGUGCGGCAGUGUAGAAGUACAUGGUGUGGUGUGCAUUGGGGGUCGUGUAUAAAGUUCAGUGAGGUUUCACUACAAUAAACUGCCCUCCUCUUUUACAGUGUGA